Lucilia cuprina (Australian sheep blowfly) is the source of this 2111-nucleotide messenger RNA. RefSeq names its product transmembrane protein 120 homolog. Gene Ontology annotation, cellular component: membrane. Lineage: Eukaryota; Metazoa; Arthropoda; Insecta; Diptera; Calliphoridae. The transcript has 10 exons. The record is from RefSeq and is a predicted model, not a curated record. The coding region runs from base 728 to 1906 and encodes 392 amino acids.
UUUUUUUUAUAUGUAUGAUGAUAUGAAUAAAAUAAAAUAAAUAAAUAAAAGUGGUGUGACGGGAACGUGCAUUAAGAGAAUUAAGCUUUUUUUGCGGUUGCUGCUUAUUUUUCCAUACAAAAUAUAAAAAUAUUUUUUGCUUAUUGGUUUACCUUUGGCUUUCAGAGCAGCAGAGUGCUAGAGAAAAACAAAAGCAAUAACAACAACGCAUUUUGUAUAAAGAAGAGUGUAUAAAAAAAAUAAAAUAAAACUAAUCUAAUCAAGAAAAUAUAAAGGAGAAAAAAGUGAAUACGAAGAAAAAUAAAAACAAUUUUGCAAACAACACAAGAGGUUUUAACUAAAUAAUUAUUAAAUCUACAAAUUGUUGAACAGCAAAAAACCACACUGGUUCCCCACUAUGGAUGUCGAAUAGUUGAAAACAGUUAUUUUCAUAGCGCACACAAGGUGCCAAGCCAGAAAAAUAUUAUCGGUAAACGGUCGUCGAGGCGCUCGGUAGUUAAAGAAGUUGUCAAUUCUUAAGUGUAAACGAAGAUCACUCUCUCUCUCUAUCUCCCUCUCUUUGACACUCUUAUAACAAAAAUAAAAAAAAACAUAUAACUGCAACUAAAAUUAUUAAAACAAAUCAUUAACCCAAGGUUAUACAACCUACAAGAUCAAGGCCGUUUAGAGGCAUUAUUAUUUAAAUUUUAAUUACUGGCGUGAUCAUUUUGCAAAACAUACCACAACAAUGGCCAAUAAUAAUAAUAUAGAUACUUUAACAAAUGAAUGGGAUGAAUUAAAUCGUGAAUUUGUAGAUUUGGAGGACUGUAAUCGCAAAUAUAUUGAAUUGCUGGAACAAUUACAUUCUCAUCAACAGAAAUGUUUUAAUGAAAUUAAACAUCAACGUUAUCGCAUGAAUCAAAUAAGCGCCUCUUUAAAACAAUUCAAAAACAUCCAAUCACCCGAAGAAAAAGAAAAAGUUGCUGAAUUACAGAAAAAUACUUUGAAACGUAAAGCACAACUUUAUGAAAUUGAACAGUCAUUACCUGCAAAAUCGGGACGUUAUCUAAGAAUAAUUUUGGGUGAUGUUAAUGUCUCAAUUCUCAAUAGAAAUGAUAAAGUACGCUAUAAAGAUGAAUAUGAAAAAUUCAAAUUGAUACUUAAUGUCAUAGGUCUGUUAAUGGCAUUUGUUAAUUUGAUAUUUAAUUACAGAGCCCUCGAAUUAUCUUAUAUUUUCUUGUUAGUUUGGUACUAUUGUACCUUAACUAUACGUGAAUCAAUUUUAAAGGUAAAUGGCUCUCGCAUUAAGGGAUGGUGGCGGGCCCAUCAUUUUAUCUCCACCGUGGCAGCUGGUGUUUUAUUGGUUUGGCCUCAGGGUGAACAUUGGCAAUUGUUUAGAAAUCAAUUUAUGUACUUUAAUGCCUAUAUAAGCAUGGUCCAAUAUCUACAAUUCGGUUAUCAAAAGGGUUUACUGUAUCGUUUAAAGGCCUUGGGUGAACGUCAUAAUAUGGAUAUUACCAUUGAGGGCUUCCACUCUUGGAUGUGGCGCGGUUUAAGUUUCUUAUUGCCUUUCUUGUUCAUGGGUUAUGCCUUCCAGGCCUAUAAUGCUUGGACUUUGUAUAAAUUGUCUAUUACUCCACCAGAUGCACCAUGGCAUGUUUCUGCUUUGAGCGGUUUGUUCUUCUUGCUAUUUAUUGGCAACAUUACUACAACUCUGCUGGUGGUACCCGAAAAGAUACGUGAACGUGCCAAGGAACGUUAUCGUUUGAUCAGUAUGGGCAAAUCAAUGAAAUUGCGCAAACAAAUGAAGAAUAGCAUGAGCGAAUCUGAAUUGUCCUCUAAACAAGCCACUACCACUACAUCACCCAUGGCCGAUUCUACCACAUCAUUAGACUCAACAACGCCCGAAGACAAGAAAAGCAACUAGUGAUAAUAAUCUAUAAAAACACACACACACAAAACUAUUAAAGGAAACAAGAACUUAAGUUCCAUUAAAUUAAAUAAAAAACCAUAAUUUAUGAAACAAAAUACAUAAAAAAGUAACAUGCAGACUUAGAAUAUUUAUAAUAGAAACACUAACCUACCGAAAUAUGAAAUUGAAAAAAAUAAAAAAAAACAUUUCAAUUAUAAAA